AGUUCAAAAUAAUGCAGAGUAAAAUGUUUUCAUGAAAAUAAUCCAACGUAUUUUUUUUUCCAUAAACGCUAGCUGGGCAUUUCACAAACGAACACUGACAAAGUACAUCAUCAAAGUAAUUCGUUGUAAAAUGUAAUUAAUCAAGAGCUAUAUUUAAAAUAAAAGAGAUUUAUAUAUUAUUUUAAUUAUCAUAGUGACAUUAAUAAUAUUAUUUAAAAUAAAUGGACAGUGAUAAGAAAAAAAGCGCUAAAAGACGUUCCUUGGAGGCCGGCAGAGAAAUGCUGGCCAGAUACAAGGAGUCUCUUAGAAAUGUAAAUUCUUCAAUAGAAGAACCUUCUGAUGAAAGUUUCGUUCUCAAUGAUAAUGUUGAGCAGUCUGUUGAUCAACAAAGCAGUGUGAUGCUCGAAGAUACCUCUUGUAGAGAUACGACGCAGAGCAGCAUCAGUAUGAGUGAGGGAGAAGGUGAUGGCGAUAUUGAUGGUAUGGCUGGUCGUGUAGCAGAGUUGAAGGAACUUAUGCAGGGUAAAGAGGCUAUGAUUGAAUCAUUGAGCGCGGAAAUUGAAAACAUGAGGGCUGAGGCUGGUUCUCCGAAUUCAUCGCAGAGUCAUAACAGCAGCACUCAAUACAAAGACGUUUUAAUUGUAUACAAAAAUAAAUUUUUGGAGUUUGAAGAAGCAAUAAAACAACGUGACGACUGGAUUCAUCACUUGACUGGGUUACUGGAGCAGGCUCUGGCAGCUAGAGAUUCAUUAAAAUCACAAUUGACAACUUUGAAUCCUAUUGCUGUGCCCCGUUGUGAUAUUGAUGGACCAGUUGACAUUAAAAAAAAAAUAAAUGACCUAGAAGAGGCUCUAAAUAAUCAUGUGGAAGUGAUUCAAAAAUUAAACUAUCAGUUACUUGAGUCUCACAAGCAGAUAGAUCAAUUGGAAGUUGAUAAACAAUAUCAGACUACGGAAAUAAAUAAUUAUAAAGUUCAGAUAAAUCAACUUAAUGAACAGAUUCGUGUCAAUACGGAAGAAUAUAAUCAGACUACUCUCGAAAAUGAAGAACUGCAAAAAACGUAUGAUAAACAAUUGGCUAAAGUUCAAAAGGAUAUGUCGUCACUUGUUGGUAAAUUCACAGCUGAAAAUGAAAGUCAGAAAAGCAAACAUGAGCAAGAAAUAAAAGAACUCGAAGCUAAGCAUCAAGUUGAAGUAACGCAGAUUAAACAGAGCUAUGAAGAACAAUACAAAGGAUUGUUUGAACGUUUUAAUACAGAGUUACCAGCACUUGAGAGUAAACAUGCCAAAGAGCUGCAUGUUUUUCAAUCUCAGUUGUCGACUUACAAAAAAACUGUAGACAACCUCAAGCUGGAGUUGGACAAUCGAAUGAAAUCGGAACAAUUGAUUAUGUCUGACUUAAACAAUGUGAAGAGACAGUUAAUGCAGUGCCAACAAGACAAAGAAAUGCUUGAUGAGCAAAUAAAAUUACACAAAUUACAGGUCGAAGAGUUGACUGUUAAAUACGUCGCUGCUAGCAGUGUUUUGAAUUCGAAAGAAAGUAUUGAAAGAUCUUUGGAGGAGGCGUUGAUAAAUGUAGAGACACUGAAACGUGAGAAUGAAACUCUUAAAUUGCAGUAUGAUGAUAUCAGUGCUAGAUUUUCGGCAGCUCAAGCUUUAAUAGAAAAUACUCAAUCACAAGAAAAAGUCAUAAAUUAUAAAGGUUAUGAAUAUGAUAAAUCAUUGUCGCGUAUGAGUGGUUUUAAUGCCAGUUUUGCUAGUGAAGUUAAUGCCACAACUUACCAGACAAUCGACGACAUGGGCAUCCAGUAUGAGAUAGUGAAAAAACGCUUAGAGGAAAAAGAAUCAUUGGAGAAAAAAUUAGUCGAUACAAUUCAUGGUCUUGAAGACAAAGUUUCUAGGAUUACUAAACAACUUGAAGAAACAAAUUUGGAAAAAGAAUCUUAUGAGAAGCAGUUUAAAGAUAUGAAAAAUAGAUGUGAUAAAAUGAUGUCUGAAUUGAAGACAAUUAAAGAAUCAAAUGCUACAGUACCUCAACCUUUUCCUAGUUCUCUUUAUUUUCCUGAUGGUAAUCCUUCAUCACUCAAUGAUUCUUUGUCAAAACAACAAGACAAUCGCGAUGAUUCGAAUAAAAUCGAGUCUUACAGGAAGGAAAUUGAGGAGUUGAAGUUGGCCAUUCAGCAGAAAGAUCACGAGCUUCAAGAAGCUGAUAAUAAACUCCGUAAAGCAAUGGAGAAAGUUAAGAUGUACAAAAGUGAAUGUGAUCAAGCUAGGAGUGGACUUGCGAGAGCUUGGGAGCAUUGCGCUGAAGUUGGCGAACGUUUAAAUCAAACACUUGCCGUCAAUGAAAGUCGGUUUACUGAUUCACUCAUGACGACAUUAAGUCAUAACAAUACUACCAGUAAUGAUCUAGUCGAUCAAUUGGAAACAAAUCAAGAUCCAUCUAGUGAUAAAUUUGCCAUGUCCGCUUGUAAAUACGAGGAUGAGAGUAUUAGCACAUCGGAUAAAAUUUCUAGUCUUAGUAAUUUGGGUAAGCAAUUAAGUUUUCUGUACGUGAGGACGGAAAAUAUUGAGUUGGAAAAUCAAAAAUUAAAGGAAGAAAAUAUGGAGCUUUUGAAAGCACGAGAUAAUUGGGAUAAAAUAAAAACUGACAUGGAGAAACGUCAUGCUGAAGAAAUGGAAGAGGUGAGAACGUAUUUUGAGGCAAAAUGUGUACAAAUAGAGAAACAAUAUUCUGAAGAAGUAUUCAGUCAGCAAUCGAAGAAAGUGUCUGAUGACAGCGAAGCUGAAGAGAUGGCUGAUGAUUUGUAUUGUGGAGGCGGCGGCGAUUGUAUUGUCAAUAUUAAUAAUAAUGUUGGUGAUAAUUACAAAGACGAAAUGACAGCUGAUAAUUAUCAAGUACACAGUAAACAUGAAGAUUUAAAUCGUAAUUCUAUCAUUGGAACUCAGGUACAUCAGCUUUGUCAAACAGAAUUGGAUGCUGCUGUCGAGAAUAGCGAGUUGACCGAGCUGAGGGCUGCCUACAGCCAGCAGCUUGAAGAACAAAUUGCACUUGCCAAAUGCGACAUUGUCAACGCACUACAGGAACAAAUUCAGGCACUAGUGAGUGCCGAAUCUUAUACAGAAGAAAAUUGGCCGCCGGAAUUACUGGAACUCCGUAAUAAAUUCACCAAUAACGCAAGACGUGAUAUAGAAAAAUUAAGGGAAGAUCAUUUACAUGAAAUAAAUCAAUUGAAGGAAGAACAUUCUCGUAAUUUAUCUAAAACAAUUGAACGUUACCAAGAAGAAGUUAAUAAAUUAAUUAUUGAAAUUGAGGCUCACAAUAAAAAUAAACGUAUUAAUUUAACGGACAGUAAUGAUGAUUCUGUACAACGAGAUAAUUUAUACAAAACUUGUGCGACACUAAAAAGUUUAGUUCAAGAACUCAUUAAAUAUUUUAUUACCUGUGAGGAAGAAUUAAAUAAUACGUUAAUAACACAAGUAUUAAAACGACAGAUAUCAAAUAUAAAUAAUUCAACAAAUGAUGAAACGGAUUUAGAUAUAAGUGAAGCAGAAAUUGAUUUGCCGUCAUCUACAUCUGCAUCUCCUACGAUGAAAAUAAAACGAGUUCACUUUGCCCCUCUGCCUAGUCAGAUAUCGACAAUUAUGAAAAGAGAUUCAAAUAUUAUAAUUGAUUUAAUUGAAGCUGACAAUGAUAUUGCUGUUAAAUUCCGCGCUGAAUUGGAAAAAUGUUUGGAAAGAUUGAAAAGCGAAAGUGAAAAAAUAUUUGACGUCAAUUUAUCAUCCGGUGACUCUGUUAUUGAUACUCUGUCAAAACAAAUUUCUUGGACAACUAAAAUUAAUGAAGAACUCAAUGCUAAACUUUCUGAAGCUGAGAGUACGAUUGAACAGUAUCAGGAUGAAUCGCAUCAGUUGAAAUUUAAAAUAAUGGAUCUUCAGCAAAAAUUGAUAGCCAUUGAUAGUAGAAAAGAAAUAAUAUCUGAAGGAUAUGGUGAGCAGGAUAAUACGGAAAGAGAACUUGUUGUACCAGAUUUUAAUCAGUUACAUGAAAGAGCGAGACAAGCGAUUAUGAGUGGAGCUGGUGAUAAUUCAUAUUUGCUCCAACUGAUUGAAGAAUUAUGCAGAUAUCACGACAAACAAUCAGAAGAUAUUAGAAAAGAAAAAGAAGAUUUGCAGCAACAGCAGGUGUUUAUCUCCCCUCCUUCCCAAACCAUUUCAAGGGUUCGAUGUCAAAAGAUCGAAGCGGCGGAUAAGCAAUUACGUUCAACUCGCAAGUUCCUCGAGGAGCAAGCCAGCGAGCGUGAGAUUGAACGCGACGAUGCAGCACGACAAAUACAAGCAUUACAAGAACAGAUUAAAGAACGUGAACGUGAGAAGGAACGCGAUUUACGUAUAACAUCUGAGUCGUCUUCACUGUCGCCUGAACCACCGUUGGUCAUUCCCAUGCCUCAAAAAUCUGAUGGCCAAGAUGUUGAAGGAUUGGAGGUUCAAAUACGUGAGAUGUCACAAACAAUAUUAGACUUUGAGUUCAAAAAAUCUGCUGUGGAGGAAGAAUUGAAGUCAGCAGUAGACAAAAUAUGGGAAUUGCGGGACAUUAUAGUGAGUUUGGAGACUCAGCUUGAAUCUAAAACAGAAAUAGAGAGAAACUUGAUAAGCCAGAGUGAACAGAUGAAAGAGAUAAUUUCCUCCCAGACUCAGCAUCAGCAGGAGCUGGUCCAAGAGCUGGAGACGCUGAAAAUGGGCGGUGAGAGUACGCAGACCGAUCAUAUAACUCAUCUGCAAGAAGAAUUGAGGAAACAUAAAUUGAGUACUGAGCACUUUAACGUCAAUUCAACGGCUUUGAAGCAAAUGAAAUCCGAGCUACAAGACAUGCAGAAUCACUUGGAUAAAAAAACUAAAGAAUUGGAGACACUUCAUAUGUGCGGUUCCAGUCUGAGUAUUAGUCAACCGAGUGAAGAUGUGUCUAUACGUGAUCAAAUUGACGCUACAAGAUGUCCCACACCUGACGACCCUAAUGCGCCGCCUACUCUACCGCUUGAUCAGCUUCUUAAAGUUAAAGAAAAAUUAUUGAAACACACCCGAGCUGAAGAAGUUGCCCUCAAACGGAUUAAAGAUCUUGAUAUGCAAUUAUCUGCAUUGAAAAUUCUAAAUGAGGAGUUGCAAGCAGAGCAAGAAAUUUUACAGCAAACAAAUUCAGAGCAAUUGUUCCAAAUAGAAACAAUGCGGGGUAGAUUGGAGCAGUAUAAACAGAGUGCACCUUUUGCCCAGAGACAAGCCACCUCACGUAUUGAAUUACAGUUGCACGAAGCGAAUACUAAAGUUCAUUCAAUGGAGCAGGAGUUGGCUAACAAGGACCUUGAGUUACUUGACGUCAAGUAUCAGCUUGAACGUACAUCUCAAUUGCUGCAGGACAAACAGGAUGAGCUUCUUACUGUCGUUCAAACUGAAAACGGGAUAAUUAAUGAGUUGAAAAAUCGUGUAGAAAUUUUAGAGCAGGAAAAACGGGUUUUUGAAUCUAAACUCAGUAUUCAAGAACGCGCACAGCAAGAAUUACCUCAACUGAUUGAGUCAAUGCUUACUGAUAAAAACGAAGAAAUCGAUCAUCUUAAAGAGCAAUUGUCCAAGAAAGAAAAGCAGUUUGAAGCUUACGCUUCUCAACAGCUGGAAGAAAGCAACAACGCUAAGAAUGAACCGAAAAACAGCGCAAGAACAUUGAGCGAUAUAUUGUCAAUACAUUCAGAGUGUGAGGAGGUAGCAGAAGCUAUUCGUGAGAAUUCAAAUGUUUUGCACAACACACCUUUAAAUAUGUCCUCUGCAAAAGUUCCCAGUUCAUUUUCUCCAAAUGAUCAAUUCGAUGGAUCAUCAGUUCCUUUUAUAGAUUUACAAAAGUCUGAUUUAAGGAUUCCACCCCUUGAAUUAAGCAGCCAACCGUACAGUUUUGCAAGCUCUCAGCACGUUUCCCAGCCACAGUUAUCAGCAGCCGAGUCUGUGCACAGCGAAGGAGACAUUACUUCACCCAAACGUGCCAACAGCAUUCGUUCUGACAGAACUACUGUAGGAUCAGCGAAUAAAAAUAAACAAUCCGGUGAUACUUUGAAUAAAACGUCAGAUAAAACAACUCCGACACGAACUAAAUCAGUAUUAGUAGGGUCUAGUUUAUCACAACCGUGCAUUGAAGAUCUAGAAAAUCAAUUGAAAGCAAUCCACAAAGAAUUGCAAGCUAAAUCAGCGACUUUGAGUAAGCGCGAGUCGGAACUCGAUGCUUUGCAAAAAAGUCUUGAUGAAUUGCGCGCUGAAUUUAAGGAAUCAAUCGAUACGGUAACACGUGAUAAAAUAUUUUAUAAAAAUCAGUAUGAAUUGUCGCAGGAAUCGGAAAAUAAAAUUCGCAAAGAUUUUGAGGAGAUUGAAAAUGUUCUGAAGAUACGCAAUGAAGAGUUGGAUAUUUAUAGAGACAAGAUACAAUCAAAUGAACAACUGUUGCAUGAAUUGGAAAAUGAGAAUGACACGUUGAGAAAAGACAUCAGAAAAUUAAGCGAAGAUAAUUUAACUUUUCAAACGACAAUGCGGGAAAAAAUCCAGGAAUUGAAAAAUUUAAAAGACAUUAUUUUUGAAAAAGACAUCACGAUUGAGACCAUAAAAACUCGUAAUGUUGAAAUUGAAAACGAGAAUAAACAACUGUAUACUUUUAAAACAAAAUUUGAAAGCUGUCGUAAGGAUUUGAUUGAAAAACAGAGCGACAUUAAACGUAUGACUGACGGGAUAAACAGUCGGGAUGAAUUAAUUCAGCGAUUGGAAGAAAUGGCGAGACGCGGAAGUUUGUCUAAUACUUAUCCGAUGACUGAUAAAGACCAGGAGAUUCAUCAUCUGCAGGAGUACAUUAAGGAAAAGGAUAAAGUGAUAAAGCAGAUGACUGAUGACAGCAAAAGUCUGCAGCGUUCUCUAGAGACCAUUCAGAAUAAAAUAAAAGAGUCUGGAAAUGUAAUUGAGUUGAGGAAAAAAUUGAAAGAGGAGAGAAUGUUUAAUGAUGAGUUGACUAAAAUGGUGGCUAAGUUGAAACACGAGUUGGAAAUUUUGAAGGAUGAGUCUGUGAGACAGUCUUCGGAGGGGGCUGAUAUUGAAGAUAUGGUGCAGCGGGAACUUAAUUUGUCUGCUGAUUUAGACAGGAAAAUAUUGGAUGCUAUAGAAAAUGAUUCGGAAGAAUUAACAAUGAGUAGGAGAAUAGAGCAUGCUUGUAAUUCAAUGUCAAUUAGACCUGUAGAACAGGACAUUGAAAAAAUAAUGCAGCAGUAUACCGAAAUUCGUCGUAAAUUAAAACAAGCAAAUAAAUUAAAUGAGCGAUUGAUGCAUGAAAAAAAUGAACUGGAGAUUGAACAAGAUAUAUUUAAAUCACAAAUAAUGGAUUAUGAAAAUAGAAUACUGGAAAUAAAGUCCGACUUAGACAGUGAGUUUAAAAAAAAUCAAACGUCAGCUGAAGAUUUAUCAGGACAAAAAAUAAUAAUACGUGAUUUACAAUUGCAAGUACAAAAAGAAAAAAAUAAGUCACGUAGAAUGCAGAUGGAGGAUGCUGAUAUUAUAAAAGAAUUGAGAUUACGAUUGACUACGUCUUUGGAGGUUGAAAAAGAACUGCGUGAUAAUUUAUCAACUGUGAGACAGAAUUAUAAAUUAUUGCAGGCUAAAUUUAACAGUCUUAAGAAUACAAUGGAACCGGAGAGAUCGGCAAAUAUUUCGUCGUCUCCUGAGCUACAGGAAGCCGAAAAGAACGAUCUGAUGAUGGCUGAAAAAUAUGAGAAAGCUGUCAGAGAGAUCAUUGAGUUGCAGGAUUCGUUGAAAAUAAAUGAAGCCGAAAAGAAUCGGUAUGAAAAGCAGCUAGAGAUUGAGCUAGAGGAGCGGGAACGUUUGCUGAGUCAGAUAACUCUCGUUGAAAGUGCGAAGGAACAUCUGGAAGUUGAAUUGAAACGCACCAAAGAGGAGUUGAAGAGUCAUAGAGACGAGUCUAAAUGGUUGAAGAAACGGCUGGAUAGUAUUUUAGAGGCCGAUGAUAAGAAACAAGCCCAGCGUACUGACGAACAAACCGAACUGAAGAGUUUGAGACACGAAGUCAAGAGUAUCAAGGAGGUGAUGCGCGACUUGGAAAUUGAUUCAUCAGAAUUAAAGAGACAAUUAGAACGAGCGCAAGUCGAGCAAAAUCAGUUGACUCACGUGGUGAUGACUCUGAGGAAAAAUGAAAAUGAACUUCAUAAAAAAUUGAACUCCGCUAAAAAAGAAGGCGAACGUUUGAAGGAAGUCAUUGUUGAUCUAAGAAGAGAACUGGAAGCUCGAUUCCACAGGGAGUUGGAGCUGUCAAAAGAAUUGCUCCAAGAUACGUUGGCCGGUGAUAAAAAUUCCUCCACGAGUGAUAACAAUGCCUCAGCUAAAUUGGUCGAGACGAUCAGCGAGUUGACCAAUGAAAUUGCUAGAUACUCGCAGGAAAAGGGUGUUCUGAUCGAUAAAUUAAUUAGAGCUCGGGAGGAAAUUGAAAGGAAUGUUAUACGAGUAAGAGAGUUGGAGUCACUGCUACAGCACAGUGACAACGUAAGUUCCAGCAAUGAUCACCAGCUUGUUGCGAAACUGCACCACCUUUACGCAAAAUACAUGCGAGUAGACAGCAAACGAAAGGCUCUGGCUUUCCAAAAACGUUACUUACUUUGUGUUAUUGGCGGCUACCAGGUGUCGGAAGAAAACACGCGGUCGAUGCUGGCCAAAUUGACUUCCGUCGAACGUUCAUUUAUAUCAGAACAGACACUCAAUGUUAUUAAGACGUGUCCCAAAGCGCGUUUCAGAUCAGCAGUAUUACUUGUCAUUGCCGUGCGUCGUAUGAAGUGGAUGGUACAGAGAUGGAGAAGCGGUAAAAGAAAACCAGCGCCCACAUUACUCAGUAACUCAGACCAGUCAUACCCCGCACUGCGUGUUCAUCAAGCAAAUAAUUUUCGAAACAAUAGUAGAAGUGCUGCAGCCACAGUUACUACUUCUGCGAAUGUUGAUAAUGGCAAUCACGGAGUCAUUGAUUAUGAAUAUUACGCGCAACGAUUCAAUAACAUCGAAAAUAUCCUUGGGCUGGCGAUGAGUGAGGCUGAUUCGAAUAAUUCAGCGACACAUUAACAUAACUAUUGACUUUCAUUAUUUUUUUCUUCUUAAAUUAAUUAAAAUAUUUAAUAUUUUUAUUUAUAAUUAAGCAUUUUAUACGAAUUUUUAUUUUUCCUUGUGAAGGAGGCAAAAGUUUAUAAAUUUACAUUUAAAUUGUGUUUUUUAAAAAUUAAUUUUAAUUGUUGAUAAUUUAUAUUUAAAAAAAUAAUCGACACACUUGGGACAUUUAAUAGUGAUGUGUAAAAUUUUAAUUGUAUAAAGAGUGUCAUAAUUGUUGGUACAAUUUACACGGUUCUUCCAUCUGCAAAGUAUCACCAAAGUUUAUUUUUCUUUUUAUUUUAUAAUAUUACUACGAGAAACGAUAGAUUAAAAGCCGCAUGUUAAUAAUAAUUAAUAAUUACAACCAUUAAUAAAUAAUAAAUAAAUUGUUGAUAAAUUGUAACUCAGUGCCUUUGUAAUAGUUAGUACAUAUUCAGUAUUUAUUGUGAGUCUUUUCUUUUUAUAACUGUGAAUAAAAUGUUGCCUUAGUGUUUAAAUA
Microplitis mediator is the source of this 9660-nucleotide messenger RNA. Its product is annotated as pericentrin-like. The transcript is spliced from 12 exons. The record is from RefSeq and is a predicted model, not a curated record. Gene Ontology annotation, molecular function: molecular adaptor activity. Lineage: Eukaryota; Metazoa; Arthropoda; Insecta; Hymenoptera; Braconidae. Bases 222 to 9137 code for a protein of 2971 amino acids. Gene Ontology annotation, biological process: signal transduction.